This is a messenger RNA of Ectocarpus siliculosus, 513 nucleotides long. NCBI's taxonomy places the organism in Eukaryota, Phaeophyceae, Ectocarpales, Ectocarpaceae. The record is from the annotation of a GenBank genome assembly.
AUGGUGCUGUUCCAUGGUACUGCUGUUAGUGGUGGCGGCGUGAUCUGGACCAAGGGAAACGUGACCAUCCUUGGGGGGAAUUUUUCGGGGAACGCAGUGCCGGAAGCGGGAGGAGUAGUGCUCGCUGCGGAGGAAAGCACGGUCGUUAUUGCAGGUGGUCUCUUCCAGGGUAACGAGGCAUUGGACGGAGGCGUGGUGUUCGUGGGCGAGGGGGCGGCGGUGGAAGUGGAAGGAGGCGUUUUCGACUCGAACCUUGCUGGCAAUGGGGGCGGCGCCUUCGCUGCGGAGGAAGACGGACACAUCAGCAUCACGCAAGGAACUUUCACCAAUAACGAGGCCGACUUCGGGGGGUUUCUGUACAAGGAGGGGCCGGGAAACGCCUCCUGCACGGGUGCGAGCAUCGCGGGGCACCGCGGUGUGAACGGGGGUGCCUUGUAUGCGGUCGAGGGGCCCAAGCUGGAAUGGGGGUGCGACCUGGUGAACAACUCCGCGCUCACGGGACCUGCCAUGUGA